GUAGUCGCCACAAGUUGUCAUUUUCAUAUUUACCUAUUCUUUCCAUGUGGUUUUGUUUUGUUAAACUGAAAUAUUGGCAAAAUUAACUGGAAUAUUAGAAUAAAGAUGAUGGAAGUGGACUCUGCAAAUGUGCAAAUUCCCAAGAGGAAGCGAAACUUUAGUGAAGCAACUGCUGAAAGUAGUCGUCCUACGAAACUACGUAAACAAACAGAAUUGGAUCUCCGAAAAAUUCCCGUGCCGCUAAAUAGACGUGCUGCUCUAAAGGAAAAUUGGCUUAAAAUUAUUACACCAAUCGUCGAAAAGCUUCAACUUCAGAUUCGCUACAACAUAAAGGCGAAACAAAUUGAAAUCAAGAUGAGCAAGGAAGCGGAUGUUUCGAAUUUGCAAAAGGCUGCUGAUUUCGUAAAGGCUUUUAUUUAUGGAUUUGACGUGGAUGAUGCCUUAGCAUUAAUACGUCUAGAAGAUCUCUUUGUGGAAACCUUUGAGGUAAAAGAUGUUAAAACGCUGCGGGGGGACCAUUUAAGUCGAGCGAUUGGUCGGUUGGCUGGCACAGGAGGACGAACAAAGUUUACAAUUGAAAAUGUUACAAAGACUAGAAUUGUUUUAGCUGGAUCAAAAGUCUAUAUAUUAGGUAGCUAUCAAAACAUUCAGUUGGCCAAACGAGCAAUAAGUAACUUAAUUCUGGGAUCUCCUCCGAAUAAAGUGUAUGGAAGCUUGAGAAAUGUCGCUGGAAAACUAUCAGAAAGAUUAUAAAUUGGAGAAGUUUUGUAUAAUGUUGAAUUGAGUUAUUUUAAUGAUAAAUAAAAAAAGAAAUGAACAUAUGACAGGUUUUGAUUCUAUUUUCAUUGCUUCAAAAUAUUUUCGCAUAAAUUUUUUAGA
Messenger RNA from Culicoides brevitarsis, 879 nucleotides. Its product is annotated as RNA-binding protein pno1. The transcript has 2 exons. Gene Ontology annotation, cellular component: nucleolus. The coding region runs from base 106 to 753 and encodes 215 amino acids. NCBI's taxonomy places the organism in Eukaryota, Metazoa, Arthropoda, Insecta, Diptera, Ceratopogonidae. Gene Ontology annotation, molecular function: RNA binding. The record is from RefSeq and is a predicted model, not a curated record.